GACACAAAGUUAGCACACUUUUGUCUCGGGUUCCAUUCUCAAUCUACCAAAUUUAGGAAUCGAGUUUUUCUAAUUUAGUUCGGGUCAGAGUCUAGACUGCGUGUGCCCCUAAAAGUGACCAUCCUGCUCAUUCUGCAGUGCCACUUUAGAUAUAAUUUCUAAUAUUACAACCUGAUCUCGAUGUUUUGAAAUAAUAAACGCUAUAAAGAGUAUACAGUUUUAUAAUAUUUGUAUGCGCACCCCUACAGUACUUUAAUGAUACUAUUCCAUAAUUCACUUAUCAGGAAACACAGGCCGGUGUCAGUAUCAAUUUACUGAUCACCGUAGCUUGUACACACACUGAUUGCCAGUGUUGCAGACUUUGUUUACAACAGGAUAUUAUUUGUUCACAUUUAUAAAAUGUUACUCUGAAGUUAGUGGCCAUGGUGGAAUUAGAACUCGAUGAUUUGUAUUGCAACCACGAGUCACGACACAAUUUACACAGAAUUGAUAAUGAGGAGAGGGAAAGAGCAUCAGAGGAUACACCUCUACUCCAAAGAUUCCCACAAAUAACUAACCUAGAUAGGAAUCCAGUUACCACAGCCAUUGUCAGCUUGCUUCUUAUAAUAUUAAUAGCUGGUGUUAUAAUUGGCAUUUACUUACUGAUAUUACAAAAUAACUCUGAAAAUAUACUGCCACCAGUUGAUACUCCACUUCAAAUUGUGAACCGUUUGCAAUGGGACCGUGGCGAGGAAUUGUCUCUGUCGUCUCAACAAUUUCGCGCAAAGGAGCUGAUAGUUGUACAAACCGAUUCGGACCAGUGUUACAUUGUCGAUUCCUGUAUUAUGUUAUUACGUAAUAUGCAGGCGACUAGAGGCGAAAGAUCAUUGCCUUAUAACUUCCUGUUGUCGUCAAAUGGUGAAAUAUAUGAGGCUCUUGGUUGGCACUCGCCAUCGCCACUGUUUCCUGAAUACAAUAGCACAGCUCUAGUUCUAGCAUUUAUAGGAAAUUUUACAGAAGUUACGCCAAACAGUGUUCAAAUAGAGCAGACCAAGAACUUUAUUGCAGCAUCCCUAAGUGGGCAGCACUUGGAUCCUUCUUUUGAAAUGUUCGGGAAAAAAACCAAAGAAAUUCCAAAGUACCUGAUUCUUAGUUUAGAAACGCUUCCACGAUGGAGUAGUGUUCUGUCAGACACGUGAACAUAACAUUAGAUUAAUUUUAGCAAAAAAUAUAUCUUUAAACUAAAUUAACCUAAUAACACGGAGAAUAAGAAUGAUAUUAAUAGUACAUUGGAACUUAAUGUCAUUUACUCAUACAUAUCGUCAGAAGCGAAUGUCUGUUAUCAAUUUUAUUGCACAAAGAUAAAAAGUAUGAAGCGAUUGCUUUUUUAUAUAUAAAAUUAAGAUAAUUAACUUAUGAAACUACGAUUCGAUAGGUCUAAAACGUAUUUGGUUUUCGGUGGAAAAAAUCUCAUUAUCAAUCAAAGAGUACUCUAAUUCCACUGAUUUUGUGGUUUCCUUUUAUAAAUUCCAUAACUUACUACACCAGUUCAUUAGACCUGUGAGUUAAGUGGCUUAUGCCAAAAACUUGUGCUAAUCUGUGAGGUGACGGUGGUGGACUCGCAUUUUAUGAUGUUGGAAUCAAUCGAGCGCGAUAAAAUGUGUGCAUAUCUGAAAUUGCAAUCGUGAACAUAAUUAUAUUAGGGCGUUAUUUGGUUAAUAAUUAAUAUGCAAAAGUAUGUGCACUAGUCACACCUAUUUAGAUCUCUCUGUAGUCGAUUUAUUAUAAUAACAUUAAAUAAUCUUCACUAUAAUUUAUUUGCCAUCUUCGCUCAAAAUUUAAUUGUACUCACUGAUAGAAUACACAAUUAGAAUAAUAAAAAUAAACCCUCAUAUCAUUUAUUUUUAAGUGUAGCCCUGCAUUUAUAUUGUCUUGCCUUUUGACUAUAUAAUGACACAUAGACAAACUGGAAAGCUCUUUUAUGUAUAUAGAUACAACUUGUCGUUGUGUAUAUACUCAAUGCUAAUUAAAACCAAAAAUUCAUGUGAUAAGUUAAUUGCUGUAUUAAAUAAUUGUAAGCUUUGAUAUUCUUGUUAUUCCCCAUAAAGGUUAUAAUCUCUUUAACUUUCUCCCAAAAAAAAUCUAUACAUACUUUUUUAUCAUUUAUGGUUAUUUUGUCUAUAAAUAACUCUAUUAAAUGAUUUUGCAUUUGGUUUUUCUAUAUUAGAGUAUAGUAUAUAUUGUCAAAUUAAUGUUAUAUUUUCUCUGCAAUGCUUUUUUAAGAAUUUAUGUAAAAUAAUGUUUCUUGUGGAUCUAAUAGACAAUGUAAAUUCAUGGAAACAAAAUCAUUCAGAGGACUUCAGAGCUAUGUAGGAGCUUAAAAUGAAUUUUUAACAUAAUCGUUAAAUUAUAAUCAAGGGCAGAUUUGUAAGUACAUUGGACUUUUUUGUAUUAUGGAUGAAAUGGAAAAGCUAAUAUACCAUAAUUUAUGCAUCUGACUAUUUCUACACACAUUACGAAAAUUUCUUACUGUAAAAUUGCUGAUGACAUAACCAAGAUAAAAUGUGCUCUAUAUACAUAAUAAUAAUAACCACUAUAGAUUAUUAUCGCAUAUCAUCCCCUUAUCCUCACAUUUCCUUUAAUUUUUCAUUACAGUAUCUAUUGCAUUAAAAUUAGAUACUUGUAAUUAUAGUCAUCACAACGUAAUAAAAUAUAUUUCUUUUUUGUAAUAACUUUAAGUUGGUUUUUCAAACGAACUAUUUAAGAUAUCUUGUUUUUUCUUAGAUUUUAAGUUUUUUUUUUGUUUAAUUAUUUGUUUCCCACCAAUCCCUUUUUAAAAUCUCAUUCUUUUAUAACAAUUUGUAAAAGCGACGUCAGUAAUAAAAACAAUCUUUGUAUUAACAUUUCUGACACUUGUGGACGUAGUUUUCUAAUCUAUGAAUCUGUAUUAAAAUGUGGGAAUAGGUUCAUUUUUUUGGAUAUACUAUUUGGAACUUUUUGUAUGUACUAUUUGGGACGACUUACCCUCGAAUAAUUUGUGAGCUGAUUAAAACCAUUAAUAGAAUUUAUAUUAACUCUUAAGACAACACUAGAUUUGCUAUUUGAUACUUACUAAACGUAAAAUUUUGUUUGGGCAGUGGAUUCGAGAUCUAACAGUUCAAAGAAGUCAUGCAAUAAUUCUACUACUAUAUGAGCUCAAUUACACAGUUAAAUGUUUGUCUGUGAUAUAACAUUAACGAAUAACGAUGUAGUUUUGUAUAAUUUUAUUUAAAAGUAUAGUUUAAUGAGUAUGUGUCAUAAUAAUUUGUAUAAUAAUAAGUUGUGCUAAAAUUAAGCAGAAGUAAAAAAAGAACUAGAUUUUUAAGAAUAGUUUAUUUAACAAUUGUUUCAGCAUGUUCACGGAUUCUCAAUUCUAAGAUGGAAAUAGAUGCUGCAAGAAUAACAAUUUUAAAAUGUAAACUAAACUUGUUAGCAAGCCUAUGUUACACAAAACUCUUUUGAUAAUAUCAUAUGUAAUGAUAUAUUUGUCAAUUCUCUAAAACUUUUUCUCAUAGAUUUAAUGUAGGACAGUUAAAAUUUAUUUGGAUUUAGACUCUAUUCGUCUUAAUCUGGGACCAUAACUAGACACGCAAAGAAAACUUUGAUUUGAUGUCCGUAAAUGUGUUAAUGUGAAUUCUGUAAUAAUUAUAUCUAAAUUUCAUAAUAUA
Molecule: messenger RNA, 3686 nt
Organism: Galleria mellonella (greater wax moth)
Lineage: Eukaryota; Metazoa; Arthropoda; Insecta; Lepidoptera; Pyralidae
Product: peptidoglycan-recognition protein SB2-like
Exons: 5
Coding region: 423-1178 (251 amino acids)
Biological process (GO): peptidoglycan catabolic process
Molecular function (GO): N-acetylmuramoyl-L-alanine amidase activity; zinc ion binding
Source: RefSeq, a predicted model, not a curated record